Molecule: messenger RNA, 2686 nt
Organism: Clarias gariepinus (North African catfish)
Lineage: Eukaryota; Metazoa; Chordata; Actinopteri; Siluriformes; Clariidae
Product: solute carrier family 25 member 29
Exons: 4
Coding region: 350-1273 (307 amino acids)
Biological process (GO): mitochondrial L-ornithine transmembrane transport
Cellular component (GO): mitochondrion
Molecular function (GO): high-affinity L-arginine transmembrane transporter activity
Source: RefSeq, a predicted model, not a curated record
CAAUCCGGCAGGCAGGGGGAGGCUGGGGUGGAUUUUUCCACUAUAACACGACAGGAGAGUGAGAGAGAGAAAGAGAGAGAGAAUCAGUCCGCCGUACAGGUUGAGGUUUCCAUCAUUUCAAUGUACAUUUUUUUGGGGGGGAAGCUGAAUUUAGAUUCUGAGGACUAAGAGAGAAAUCUUGCACCGCUGAAAGGUUACUUAGCGAGGAUAGCCAACAGCUAGUUUCUGCCCCAGUGUAAUUACUGCUAUCUGGUAAAUUAAGUUAUUUGUUUUUUAUAUAAAUAUAAAUAUACUUUAAGAAAUUAAAGACUCUUCGACUGCCAGAGUGUGAAGACUGUUUUGGAGAAGGAUGAUGGACUUCGUUGCGGGCUGUUUGGGAGGUGCUGCUGGGGUUCUAGUAGGGCAUCCUUUCGACACUGUAAAGGUCAGGCUUCAAGUGCAAAAUGUCAGCAAGCCUCUGUACAGGGGAACCUUUCACUGUUUCCAGUCCAUCAUACGGCAAGAAUCAAUUAUGGGUCUGUAUAAAGGCAUUGGUUCUCCUAUGAUGGGCCUGACUUUCAUCAAUGCCAUCGUAUUCGGUGUGCAAGGCAACACAAUGCGUUUGCUGGAAAAAGACACUCCAACAAACCAGUUUCUAGCAGGAUCAGCCGCUGGAGCUAUCCAGUGUGUUAUUUGCUGUCCAAUGGAACUGGCGAAGACACGCAUGCAGAUGCAAGGUACUGGUGAAAAGAAGUCCACUCGUAAGAUGUACAAAAACUCGUUAGACUGCCUGGUCCGGAUAUACCAGCGCGAGGGCCUGCGAGGCGUCAACAGGGGCAUGGUUACCACAUUCAUCCGCGAGACUCCAGCCUUCGGUGUAUACUUCCUGGUCUAUGAUGUACUAACACGCACACUUGGCUGUGAGCCUAAUGACUCAUACAUGAUCCCUAAACUGAUGUUUGCUGGUGGUAUGUCAGGCAUUGCCUCAUGGCUUUCUACAUAUCCAGUGGAUGUGAUUAAGUCCCGACUGCAGGCAGACGGUGUUGGAGGCAAGUUUCAGUACAGUGGCAUUAUGGAUUGUACACGCAAAAGCUUAAAGCAAGAGGGCUGGCGUGUGUUUACAAGAGGCCUGACAUCCACUCUGCUCAGAGCCUUUCCUGUCAAUGCAGCUACUUUCGCUACCGUAACACUCUUCCUCAUGAAUGUACGGCGAGAGGAAGCGCCUCAAGAUUGUGAAGCUGACCCACAGCACCAUUCUGCAUUACAGCAGCAAGCACAGCCUACCAGCUUGUAACAGUCUUGAGUUUAUGCUAAGGCUGAGCAGCGUCUGCCCUCUGUUGGUGGAUUAUUCCACCCAGUCUGAAUAUCUGUAGAAAGAAUGAAUGCAUUUGCAUAUAUUUUUUUAUUUUAUGAUGUGAAGUAGAACGGUUCGUAACGAAGGGAUUUUGAUUGUAAUUAGCUGUUGAAAUAGUUUUCUUCCUUUUACGAAAUACCAGUCGGCAGGAAUCUGACUUUUAAUACUGCUGUCUAGAUCUACUGUCUUUUUUUACACUGCGUAAGUAUGAGUACUGCUGCUGAUGCUGAUAUUGCACAAAGCAAGAAAGGGGCAACUGCUGUAGUAAAUGGAAUCCACCACAUCCUGUUACUGAAUUCAUGACUGUGAAUGGUCAUGAAUUAAUAUGUAAAAACUACGUUUUGAGGUAAAGUAGUCCAUAAACAAAUGUGAAAAACAGACGGUAUAGUGCACUUUAGGGUACGUCCUUAGUUGUGAAAGCUGCAGAGACACUUUUUUAAGUGACUAUAGAACAUAGGCUUGUAAAAAUAGCAAUGUCUUUGAUUUCCAUAGUGUAAAAUUGCUAACACAUUUUGUCACUUUUCCAAAGCAAAAUUCUAUGUACUGUAUUUACUCUUUUAAUCCAGUGAUAUUUUUUUAGCAUCAAUACUGAUAAUAUUUACAAAAUAAUGUUAGAUUAGUUACCUGUGCUGGUUUCCUAGAAUUUGGGUAGCUUAUAGUAUGUUGAAGUAAUUAAGCUGUAGAAAAUUUUAAUUUCACCAUAAUACCAUACGUUCUGUGAUUUAAUGCAUGUGAAAGAACAGGAUUUCUAAAGAAACUGGAAAUUUGGAAAUUUAAGAAUUCAUGUCUUUUUCAUGCAACAAAUUUCACAGACUGUCUUUACCAUUCAAAAUGGAUGCAGUAUUUUGUAUAGUCUGUAUUAUUUGUACUUGAGACUUUUGAUCUCGUUAGAUAACCAUGGUUACUGUGGUAACAGCACGUUUCUUUCUGUUGUUGUUUUUUUUUUCCCUUUUUUAAAUCAAUACAAUAUUGUUAUGCUCUGUGUAAGAAGAAAAUAUGGGUCUGGUCUAACUGAAGCCUGUUUUAUGCCCCAGUACUACUGUACAAAAAGAUUUUAUUUCUUAUACUGUAUGUACAUGACAAAGCUUAUCCAAAGCCUGUUGGAGCUGUAUGUGUGUGUCAGUGAGAUUUGUAAGAUUGGAGACUGUUAAGGGCAAAUGUGGACAUUCUGUUAAUAAUGUUGUUAAAAUGUACUCAAGAAACCCAUUUAUUACAGUAAGUCUGCUAUUGUGUGCAAACUUAUUCAGUUUGUAUAUUUUCUGUAUAUUCCUCAUUUAGUUUGUCAUUACUUGUAUGUUGUACUUUAUGUACAAUUGUUGCAUUCCAUUAAAACUUGAGCUUUAAAAUUUGAAA